This is a messenger RNA of Drosophila kikkawai, 2184 nucleotides long. RefSeq names its product lanC-like protein 3 homolog. Gene Ontology annotation, biological process: peptide modification; carbohydrate metabolic process. NCBI's taxonomy places the organism in Eukaryota, Metazoa, Arthropoda, Insecta, Diptera, Drosophilidae. Gene Ontology annotation, cellular component: mitochondrial inner membrane; plasma membrane. The record is from RefSeq and is a predicted model, not a curated record.
GGUCACACUGAGCUUCAAGCAACAUUGAGCCCAGGACAAUUUUGAGUCCAAUUGGAAUUUUCGUAGUUUCUCGCCAGGCCAAAAAUACAAAUUUGAUAUUCUCCGUUUGCUGCAUCCAGGUGGCUGUGCACGAGGUGUCAACGGUUCCAAACCUUUACCAAGGCCGACAACUUCUCACACUCAGUCGACACUCUCGUCGUCAUCCAUCAACAAUUGCUCGCCCUAUCGCCAGGAGAUACUCGUCGAAGGCUAGAAAACUGCCCUUCGCACCUGAGACAGCAACUGCCGUUGCCAGUCGAGCACCAACACCAGCAAAAGUUAACCAGUUGACCACGACAACAUCGUCAGUGGAGGAGCGGACAGAUCCUGUCCAAGAGAGCGACAUGGAGCGUCGCUAUUUGAAAAAUCCCUUUCCCGACUUCGCCGGCGGCGAGAGCACACCGUUUGCCAGCGAUGAGGAGCACAUCAAGAACCUGAUCUGCACCUAUGUGGACGCCAUACUGGAGCACUGUCAUCCCAAUGGCGACGACGAUCAACGCGGCGAUCUGUAUGUGGGCAACGCCGGCAUAGCCUUCAUGUUCUGGAAACUGGCCAGUUGUGAGCAGACACGUGACCUUUAUCCGGCCCUGGAACAUGCCUCCGCUUUCAUCCGGAACGCCAAGGCCAAUGCCAAGCGGUACAAGAAGCGCUCCGCCGAGCGUUACUCGUUUUUGUGCGGCAAUGCCGGCAUCUAUGCCGUCUCCGCGGCCAUCUCGCAGGCUCUCAAGGACACCGAGGAGCUGUCCAACGAUCUGGCCGACUUCAAGUCGGGCAUACCGUCCAGCAAGGAGUUCAUGCACACAAAAUACGGCUGCGACGAGGUGCUGGUCGGACGUGCCGGCUACCUAUCCGGCUGCUACUGGCUGAACGAUGUGCUGCCCGAGAAGAAGAUCACCGACGACGACCUGAUCUCCAUUUGCCAGCUAAUAGUGACCAGUGGUCGGGAAUACAGCAAGAUGAAUCACUCACCGCUGCCGUUGAUGUAUCAGUACCAUGGUACCGAGUAUCUGGGCGCUGCCCACGGCCUGUGCUCCAUUCUGCACAUGCUGCUGGAUAGCCCAUGGUUCCGCACCGUUCCCAUUUCGGCGCCCGCCGCCGAGCUGCGCGACAUUAAGCGCUCGAUUGACUUCUUCCUCGAGCUGCAGGACGACGAGGGUAAUUUUCCCGUGGCUUUGGAGGAUCUGCGCUCGGGCCGUGAAAAGCGUCUGGUGCAUUGGUGUCACGGUGCUCCCGGCGCUGUCUACGUAAUGGCCAAGGCCUAUUUGAUUUUCAAAGAGGAGAAGUACUUGGAAUCGCUGCGACGCUCGGCCGAUCUGGUGUGGAAGAAGGGCUUCCUGCGCAAGGGACCGGGCAUUUGCCACGGCGUUGCUGGCAGCGGCUAUGUGUUCCUGCUUCUGUUCCGGCUGACCAAUGAGGUGAAGUACAUAUACCGGGCUCACAAGUUCAUGGAGCUGCUAACGGAUGCGGAAUUCAAGCAACGCGCCCGCACACCCGAUCGUCCGCACAGCCUAUACGAGGGUGUGGCCGGCACCGUUUGCUUUCUGGUGGAUUUACUGGAGCCGGAGCAGGCCUACUUUCCGUUUAUGGACGUCUUUCACUAGGUUUACGCACUUGACACCGAAUCAAUGCUCAAUCAAAUCAGGGAGAGAGUUAAACCACAAUUCUAGUCACUUGUUUUUCGAUGAUUUUUACGUUUCGUAGUUCUUUCAUUGUUGCCUUUGUGUUGGAGUUGGAGGAGGAGUUGGAGGAGGAGGGACUGCAGUUGGAGUGGGAGUUGGAGACCGAGGCCUCAUGCAUGCAGGAAUGUUCACAGCCAUUCUCAUAUCAAAAUUCUCUGUGCUUUACGCUAAGCAAUUAACUUAACAAACAAAAAAAAAACAUUGAUACUUAUAUAUACACAGACAUAUAUUACAAAUACAUUAUAUUUAUAUACAAUCUAUAUUAUAUACAUAUACACAUACAUUCUAUAUAUAAUAUAUUUGCGCUGACAUCUACAUAGUAUAUAUAUAUUUAUAUAUAUAUAUAUAUACAGACAAACCAUACAUACUUACAUGCAUAAUGUGCUUUAUACCUCUACGAGUAAUCCACGAAGAGCUCUAAAUCUAUUGUCAAUGAGAAUCAAAAUAAAUCAUUGUACUUAUUUUA